Messenger RNA from Ilex paraguariensis (yerba mate), 455 nucleotides. The record is from the annotation of a GenBank genome assembly. Lineage: Eukaryota; Viridiplantae; Streptophyta; Magnoliopsida; Aquifoliales; Aquifoliaceae.
GGAGCAUUUGAUAUGGUUAAAAUCUCUGGCCGCUACUCUUGGAAAGAGGACGGCCAAGUGCAGGAAAGUUGCAAUUUGCUAGUUACUUUUGCUGAUUCAGAUUUCAAUGUUUUUGGUGGUCCUCUGAUUGGUCCAUUAAUUGCAGCAACACCUGUGCAGGUAACAUUAGGAAGCUUUAUAAAUUGAUGCGAUGCGGGCUGAAAUAGGCCCAAGAAAGAAAAAUUCUAGAGAAAGGACAAAAUGAGAAUUGGGUAAUUCAAGGCUGCAGCUGAUGAUAUUUAAUUUAGGGACGAUUUUAGCCAUUUUGUCUAUGGGCUGUAUGUAGAAUGGAUUGCCAGAUGGGGCUUUUGCUGGUUUACUUGUAGUCAGUGGCCAAGUUUGGAAGGUCUAACGAAGAGUCCAGAAACUUGAUGCUUAGGCCACAAUUUAUGGGUUUUAAAUGAUGGUCACCAAGC